GUGUCAGUGGCACGAUGAGGCUCCUGCUGUGCACUGCUCUGCUGGCGGCAGCGGUCAGCGCGGCGGGCCACAUCGCCCAUGGCUACCGACCGCUGGUCGCCACCCGGGAGGGCCGGGUCAAGGGCGUCAUGGACAGGAGCGCCGGCGGCCACCUCUUCUACUGCUUCAAGGGCAUCCCGUACGCACAGCCGCCGCUGAGACACCUCCGCUUCCAGGCGCCGCAGCGGCACGCCGGCUGGCGCGGGAUCCGCGACGGCAUCGACCACGGGAACCGCUGUUUGCAGUUUGAUCACCUCAACAACUUCACUCGCGUUGGCGACGAAGACUGCCUGUUCGUGAACGUGUACUCCCGUCAGCUGCCGGGACAGGAGAGCUCGCUGACCGGACUGCCGGUGCUGGUACUCAUCCACGGAGGUGGCUUCUUCUUUGGCUCCGGCGACGCUGAUGAGUAUGGACCCCACUACUUCAUGGACGAGCCGGUGGUGCUGGUGACGUUCAACUACCGUCUCGGCGCGUUCGGCUUUUUCUCGACCCACGACAACGCUGCACCGGGCAACUACGGCCUGCUGGACCAGGUCGUGUUGCUUCACUGGGUGCAGGACAACAUCGCCAACUUUGGCGGAGACCCCAAAUCCGUCACCAUCUUCGGCCAGGCGGCUGGCGGCUCAAGCGUCUCGCUCCAAGUUCUGAGUCCGUUGACAAAGGACCUGUUUCAUCACGCCAUCAGUCAGUCUGGAAUGUCCUUCUCUACCUUCGCGGCCAGAGACUCACGGAAGGGCUCAGAAAAGAAGCUCUCCAAGCAGCUUGGCUGCACAAAGCCCGACGGUAGAAUCUCGGUUAACUGCAUAAGGUCGGUAUCCUCCGAUGUUUUUAUGGAUGCCUUGGAUGCCAUUGGGGAAGGGAGCAUGCCUGGGUUCAUGCCCCGAGUCGAUCGCGAGAGUCCCUUCCCGUUCCUACCGGAUGAGCCGAGAGCCCUGCUGGAGAGUGGCAAGUUCAACAUUGUUCCGUGGCUCUCGGGGAUGACGAGCAUGGAAGGCGCUUUCUUCCUUCCGAUCCGUCUCCAAACGGAGAGUUUUGUCAAAGGAGUGACGAAGAAAACCAUAGCUCACUGGGCGCCAUUCAUUGCACUGAUCGGUGAAUCGGAGUACAGCAUUUUGGAUUGUGGCGCAGACCUUGUGAAUGAAACGCUGAAAGUACUGAACUUCUACGCACCAGUGAAUACCACUGUGAGCUCCGAAGUUCUGGCGACUGCCCUGUCUGAUCGGUUCUAUGUAAACGAAAUUUCUGAGGAGAUUCGUUUGGCCUCAACCCAUGCACCUCUCUACAAGUACGUGCUGGACCAUACGGGACCAGGCCGAUUAGUCAACAACGUUGCCCUGCCAAGUCCUCCCAACCUGCGCUGGCCGAUUCCAGAGGCAGGUGUCAGCCACGGAGAUGACCUCCGCUACCUAUUCAGUACCGACAACCUGCCUCGGGAGCGGCCUGGCAGCCCAGGCUACGCCAUGACCCGGUUCAUGGUCAACUUGUGGACCAACUUUGCGCGCACCGGUCAGCCCAGGUCGGACAUCCUGCUGCUUCCCGACUGGCCCAUCUACACCGAACAGUACCAGCGCCACAUGAGGCUUAAUUCUCAGCCGGCGCUGGGGGAGAGAUUGUUUGAAGAACGGGUCAACUUCUGGCAGACGGUGGCCAUCAACGAGCAAUGGAGACACCUGCCCGUGAAAACUGCAAAUGGGUGCUAGCGUAUAUACUCUGAGUUGUAUGAGGUGUGAUUUAUGUUUUAAUUGGGGCUUGUUGCCUUCUUGUUACGCUGUUGCCAUGACAGUUUGAACCACCGUGGCCGACCAGAUGUGGACCUUUGUAUGUGAAUGUUUAUAAAGUGUCGAAACUUCCAGAAUCAAGCUAAAUAUUGAUUAGCACAAUUACCUGAGACAAGAGGAUCUGAUAUCGAUGAAUAAAGUUGUGGUUAUUGUAAACGAAUGCAAGUAAAACAUAAAUGGAUAUCAGACUAUUUAAUAUACAUAAAUAUUGACACUUCGUCA
Molecule: messenger RNA, 2042 nt
Organism: Amphibalanus amphitrite
Lineage: Eukaryota; Metazoa; Arthropoda; Thecostraca; Balanomorpha; Balanidae
Product: pyrethroid hydrolase Ces2a-like
Exons: 1
Coding region: 15-1742 (575 amino acids)
Source: RefSeq, a predicted model, not a curated record